This is a messenger RNA of Helobdella robusta, 897 nucleotides long. RefSeq lists its product as hypothetical. Gene Ontology annotation, biological process: motor neuron axon guidance. The record is from RefSeq and is a predicted model, not a curated record. The transcript is spliced from 8 exons. NCBI's taxonomy places the organism in Eukaryota, Metazoa, Annelida, Clitellata, Rhynchobdellida, Glossiphoniidae. The annotation marks the transcript as partial.
GAUUGUGGUCACAAUUGUAGCAACAAAGGCGAUUGCGUGGGCGGAAGAUGCAGAUGUCAAUAUGGUUUUGCCGGAAGGUACUGCCAAGAAGCGGCCUGUGUGAAAGAAUGCAAUGGCAGAGGUCUGCAUGCAUCUGGCCACUGCAUAUGUAAUGACGGAUGGAUGGGCAGUGAUUGUGGCCUCCAAGUCAACACUAAAAACCAAAUAUUGUGUCGAAAUGGCGGAGUCUGUUAUGAUGGAAGGUGUCUAUGUCCGGUGGGAUUUGCCGGUGAAUCCUGCAGCGUCGAAGUAUGUGAUCCUCCCUGUGUUAAUGGUUACUGCAAGGAUAGGAAAUGCGUUUGUUUCGAUGGUUAUGCCGGAAUGAACUGUUCAAUUCGAAGAUGCGACACUCGCUGCUCUGGUAUCCGUGGUACGUGCCACGAUGGAGUUUGUAUUUGUGGGGCUGGCUGGUAUGGGACACAUUGUUCUAUGGAUGGCUGUCCGAACGCAUGUUCGUCCAGAGGCAAGUGCGAGAUGAUCAGUCUGCCACCGCCGCCAUCUUACUCCACAUCGUGUAGAUGCGAUAAUGGCUGGUCCGGCAGCUCUUGCAAUGUGCCAGUCGAGUACCAGUGUGAUGAUAAGAUUGAUAAUGAUCAAGACACAUUAGUCGACUGCAACGAUCCGGAUUGCUGCUCUGUUAGCAAGUGCAUGAACACCAUCCUUUGCAAGUCGGCCACCGAGCCACACAAUCAGCUGCGACGAAAUGAAGCCAGCUGCAGUACGGAAGCCUUCUAUGAGAGGGUCAAGUUUCUGGUUGAUGCUCAGAACGUUCAGCUGUCGGCCCAUAAAGAUGUUUUCAACGAUUCGUUAGUUGUGUUGUUGGUUUUUGUGUGGUUGGUUGGUUGGCUGGUUGGUUGA